AUGUCUACUUAUAAUUUGAAUGGAAAAUUUGCUAUAGUGACUGGUGCUGGCUCAGGGAUUGGUCACGCAGUGGCCAGCAUGCUGCUCGAGGCAGGAUCGUCUGUUAUUCUGGCCGACCUGAAAAUGCGCCCAGAGGCCGCAUCGAAGGUUGCCACAUACCCUCAUCCUGCGGUCACACCCGGAGCUUCGACUGCAGUAUUCCACAAAACAGAUGUGGCCGACUGGGCUCAACUUAGUGCCUUGUGGGAGUUCGCUCUGAACACAUUCGGGCGGAUCGAUAUUGUCGCCAAUAUAGCUGGCAUAUAUGAAUCGCCAUUCAGCUCCUUCUGGAAACCUCCCGGUCUCUCGCCCGAGUCUGCGGAUCCCAUCAACGCGGCCCCCGGUCAAUACCAGAUUUUUGCCAUCAAUCAAGCGGCGCCCAUUCGACUGUCCCAGAUUGCCGUGGAUUACUGGACUCAAAAUCCGGGCGUGAAGGGUAAUCUUCUGUGUGUGGCAAGUAUGGCCGGCUAUCUCCAUGCAAUCGAUACGCCCUUAUACAUGGCCAGCAAAGCGGCGAUUGUCAGCUUUGUCAGAUGCUUGGGCGAUCUCCAAGGCUUAUUUGGGAUCCGAGUUUCCGCUGUGUGCCCCGGGGCCGUGUUUACCCCUAUGUUCGAGCCCGAGUGGAAUAGAAAGUUGACAGUGGAUGACGUAUCGUUAUCUGCCUUUGAAUGCGCUGCAGUCAUCUUGCGGGUCCUUCAGGAGCCACAAUGGGGUGGUGGCAGUAUUGUUGAGACGCAGAUGGUUGGCACAAAAGCGGCUCCGGAGAUUGCUGUUCGCGACGUGCCACUAACAGCACUGUAUCCCACUGGCAGUCUUGCUCGUCCGAAUAAAAAUUACAUUGAGCAUAAGCGACGGUUUAUAGCAGAGCUCCAGAAUAGAGGUAUGCGAACCUGA
This is a messenger RNA of Aspergillus alliaceus, 933 nucleotides long. RefSeq lists its product as uncharacterized. The coding region runs from base 1 to 933 and encodes 310 amino acids. NCBI's taxonomy places the organism in Eukaryota, Fungi, Ascomycota, Eurotiomycetes, Eurotiales, Aspergillaceae. Gene Ontology annotation, molecular function: oxidoreductase activity, acting on the CH-OH group of donors, NAD or NADP as acceptor. The transcript is spliced from 2 exons. Gene Ontology annotation, cellular component: cytoplasm. The record is from RefSeq and is a predicted model, not a curated record.